This is a messenger RNA of Pelobates cultripes (western spadefoot toad), 411 nucleotides long. NCBI's taxonomy places the organism in Eukaryota, Metazoa, Chordata, Amphibia, Anura, Pelobatidae. The record is from the annotation of a GenBank genome assembly.
AUGGGCAAGCACUCACACAAAUCUCGGGGUUCAAGCAGGAGCCACACCCAGGAUACCAGCUUCUUACUCACCCAGCCAUCCAGGCCUAAAAUGGCAGAUCUAAUGGCAGAUACACCAUGCGUAUCCACAUUGAGGUGGACGACCCAGAACCGGAGGAGCUUCAGCCACAACCCCGAAGUGGCAGAGUUGUUCCCCCAACAGCAGCCCGACCUGCAGUGGGCCACAAAAACAGACAUCACCGCGAUGGUGACGGAGAUCAAGGCCUACCUUGCAUCGGAAAUUGUGGUCCUGAAAACAGACCUCAGCACUCUGGCAGGCAGGAUGAACUUCACGGAGGAAACUGUCCACAGCCUCGGAGUCAAACAAGACCGCACAGCAGGUCAGCUACAUGAGCAUCCUUACGUAAUGUGA